AUGGCUGGAAAUUAUAGGUUUGAACUGGACCAAAAAGACAUAGUUAGAUCCUUGGUAACGACAGUGGGAAGUUUCAUUCAAGAUAGAUUGAUAGACAAAGAACAGAGAAACCAACACAAGGAACAAUGUGCAGAGAGAUUAGCAGCUGAGGAUGGAAAUUCUGAUAAAGACACUGAAGUCCGGUACUCUGAUCAAGCAGUUUUAGCCAAUCUGGAUUGGGGAAUUGAUGCCCUUGAAGAGGCAAUCAGCACAUCUAAUAUGGAAACCAAGAUGGCACGAUUGGACUAUGCGGAGAAGAUGUUACAAGUUUCUGCUAUGCUGAAUGCUUGUCAGAAAACUGCUGGAGUCCCUAAUUUCUAUCUAUCUGCUUGGGCACAUUUGAAUCUGUCCUACUUGUGGAAGUUAAGAAAUGAUAUUCAUAAUGCAGUUCUUCACAUUCUGGAGAUGUUUAUUGUGGAUCCAUUUUUCUCGCGUAUUGAUUUUGCUCCCGAGCUUUGGAAGCACCUGUUCCUUCCACACAUGAGCUCCAUUGUUGGAUGGUAUUCGGAGGAAAGGCGAAACAUAGUGAUGGAUGUGAUUCCAGACUCUUCCGACUUGUCAUUCACUGUGGAUUUUGAUAACUACUUCAAUGAAUCUUUAAUCUUGUCAGUGAGGCCGGAGCAAGCAGAGAGAAUUCAAGAAUUGGAGCAGCUUUAUGGGCAAUCCUUAGAUGAGAAUACUAGGCUAUAUGCCAAGUACUACAAGGACUGCAUGAAUUAUGAUUCUGCUACUAGUAGGAAGGUGAUUCCUAUGUUGCCGAUUGCAGAGGCACCUAUGACUCCUUUGCAUGAGGUGAGCCACUCAAUUCCUGAUUAUGUGAAGUUUGGUCCAAUCUUGCCCAAGAGUGCUGGCUUUUCUCUGGUUCUGAAAGCCAAAGAAAAUGCACGAGAAGCUUCUAGAUUGAAGGAAACCUCUACCUUCUCAGAAAACCUGGAACGCUCUGCUACAUGGGAUGCUCGGGAGGAAAUCCCUGGGGAGAGGGAAGAUAGAGACGAUGGUUCUGAUGCAUAUAUAGAAUCUAAGGAUAGUCCUCGAGAAAUUGUGUCUAAUAGUGGCUUUAGAACAGAAAAAGAUGAUGGAGCUAGUUCAUAUGUAUCUAAUAGCAGUACGGGAGUGAAGGACGAGGAAGCUACAUCAAAAAGACAGCUAGCGAUGGAUUACAUUUGCAGGCAAUCUCCUUCUAACAGCACGAUUAUGAAUUCUCCUAGAAGUCCUAGAAAGAUUUCAUCUCCAAAGGCAGGCAUAAAUUAUGAAAAAGGACCAACAUCUGUGUUGCGCCUCUUGUCCACCCGUGCCAUGGAUUCCAGAAUAUCUACUUCAUUGCCUGAUUCCCCAUCUUUUUGUAAUGAUAAUUCAAGCAUUAGCCCGGCAGACUCAGAUGGAGAAGUGACAGGACAGCAGAAAACUGCAAGGGAAAGUGUUGGGUGCGCGCAAAGUGUUAAGCAAGUAUUUCCAAAGAGUUUUCUCAAUGAAAGUGACGAAGGAAGCCAAAGCUAUGUAUCUUCCCCUAUGUCUGAGAUGUUGACUCCUCAGUCGAGACCUCCUAAGGAUUUUGUCUGCCCCAUCACUGGCCAGAUCUUCAAUGAUCCAGUCACCCUUGAAACAGGACAGACGUAUGAAAGAAAAGCCAUUCAAGAAUGGAUGAACAGAGGAAAUACGACAUGUCCCAUCACGCGGCAACCUCUCUCUGCCACUUCACUGCCGAAAACAAAUUAUGUUCUGAAGAGACUGAUCACUUCUUGGAAAGAUCAGCAUCCUGAACUUGCUCAAGAAUUUUCAUGUACUGAAACGCCUAGAAGCUAUUUGGGCAACUCUUCCCCGAAAGACAUGCCAUUAGAGUCCAUUCUAUCUCCGACUUCCAAUCUUCUCACACUCGGGAGCAUAAAUAAUGAAACCGAACGUAAACCUCGAAGGUUAAUGCGAGCUGCAUUAUCAGCAUCACCAACCAGUGUAAUCUCUCAAGCUGCUGUAGAAACAGUAAUCAAUGCUUUAAAACCUUACAUUCUGUGUCUGUGUAAUUCGGAGGACUUGCAAGAAUGUGAAGCAGCAGUUUUGACAAUAGCCAGGAUAUGGGAGGACUCAAAGGUUGAUUCGGGAAUUCAUACUUAUUUGUCUUCUCCAGCUAUAGUAAAUGGGUUUGUGGAAAUAUUAUCAGCUUCAUUAAAUAGGGAUGUACUAAGAACAACGAUUUACAUUCUCUCCAAGCUGAUAUAUGCAGAUGAUACAGUCGGGGGGCUUCUUACCAGCAUAGAUUCUGAUUUUUAUUGUUUGGCUGCUUUACUAAAUAAAGGUCUGGCUGAGGCUGCUGUUCUUAUGUACCUUCUCAGACCAUCAAUCUCUCAGCUUUCUGGUCACCACUUGAUGUCCUCCCUUGUCACUAUUAUUUCUAACAAAAAUGAAGAUACUAUGGGCCUUCAACUUGUUAUAGCUCCCAAAGAUGCUGCAGUAGCAUUGCUCGAGAGGAUUGUCACGGAAGGAGAUGAGAAUGACAGUUCACUUAAUGCCAUGAACAUUAUAUAUACAGAUGGAAUUCCUGCCUUGCUAAAUUGCUUAAACAGGGUGGAUGGAAGACAGUCCGUUGUGUCCAUCCUUUUAUGCUGUAUCCGCGUCGAUAUAACCUGCAGGACUAUGAUAGCAAACAGAAUCGAGUUAUCUCCUGUUCUUGAAUUGUUUUAUGGUGGAGAUGACAGUGUGAGAGGAAUAUGUAUAGAAUUUCUCUAUGAGUUGGUUCAGCUGAGCAGUAGAACAUUGAGCAACCAGAUUCUGCAGAUAAUUAAAGAUGAAGGGGCAUUUAAUACAAUGCAUGCACUUCUAGUCUAUUUACAAAUGUCUCCAAUGGAGCAGAAACCUGCCAUUGCCACCCUUCUUCUCCAGCUUGAUCUCUUGGUGGUUCCUAGGAAGAUGAGCAUCUACAGGGAAGAAGCCAUGGAAGCACUGUUAGAAACACUUCAGAGAAAAGACUUCCCAUCUUCUCAAGUUAUGGCUCUACAAGCCCUAUCAUCUAUUUCGGGACAUUUGAGUACCUCAGGGAAGUCCUGCAUGGAAGCAUUGUUGCUAAAGACGGCAGGGUUUGAUCAACCCUAUAAUGCCUUGAUGAAAGGGGAGGAACUUAAAAGAAAUGAAACAGAAUUUACUGAAAAAAGGAAAGAAGAGGAGAAAGCAGCAAGGUCUUGGGAAAAAAGAGUAGCCUUUGUGCUUUCCAACCAUGAGAAAGGGGUGAUUUUUAAAGCUCUAGAGGAAUGUUUUAAGAGCAAUUCGGUAGAGAUAGCAAAAUCUUGCCUUCUUGUGGCCACCUGGCUUGUGCACAUGCUCUACAGUUUUCCUGAUUGUGGUGCAAGGGAAACCGCUCGUAAAUCCUUGCUUGAUAAGUUCAUCAAUGUGCUACAGUCAUCAAGGAACUUGGAGGAGAAGAUUUUGGCAGCCCUUGCUUUGAGAGGAUUUGUUAGCGACCCAGGUGGACUCGAUGAAGUUGGGGUGUAUACCAAAUCUAUUUGGAAAAUCUUAAGGAAGCUUAAGAAGAGUUCCACAGCAGCCAGUGAUAUAUUGAAAGCUUUGAUGAACUUACCAUGUGUUGAUGCUGCAGAGUUGUGGUCCUGCACUGAAGGCCCGGAGUCAGAUGUGUCUAUGAAUGGCGAAGUUCUCUCAAUGGUUCAUAUAAGAAGCCGGUUGAUAAGCAGCCAUUCUGAUGGAACCAUAAAAGUGUGGGAUGCCAGAAAGAGAGUUCCCCGAUUGAUUCAGGAAGUUCGUGAACACUCAAAAGCUGUCACAUGCCUUUACGUUCCUCCUCCAUGUGACAAAUUGUACAGCGGAUCGUUGGACAAAACUAUCCGAGUAUGGUCAAUCAAACAAGAGGAAAUCCAUUGCAUUCGAGUUCAUGAUGUAAAAGAGAUAGUCCACGAGUUGACAGCUAAUGAUAAAGUCGCAUGCUUUUCAUCUCAAGGAACCGGAGUUAAGGUCUAUAAUUGGUCAGGAGUUCCAAAACAUGUUAACUUCAACAAAAAUGUGAAGAGCCUAGCCUUGACAGCUGAUAAACUCUACUGCGGUUGCACUGGUUGUAGUAUCCAGGAGGUGGAUUUAAGAAAUCUUACUUCAACUACAUUCUAUUCUGGUGCAAAAAAAUUGCUAGGGAAACAAACAAUAUACUCGUUACAAAUUUACAACGGUCUUUUAUUUGCUGGUGGUUCACUAGUUGAUGGUAUAGCAGGCAAGGUAUUCUCGCUCUGCAGCAAGGCAGUUAUAGGAUCAUUAUCAACUGGUUUUGACAUUCAACGAAUGGCUGUAAACAGUGACUUCCUAUUUAUGGCUACGAAGUGUGGAAUAAUAGAAGUAUGGUUAAAAGAAAGGGUGACCAAGAUUGCUUACGUUAAAACGGGAUGUGUGGGGAAUGCAAAAGUUAUGUCCUUGGCUACAGACUAUGAAGGACAGAGGCUUUUUGCUGGAUCCUCUGAUGGAAAACUCCAGGUUUGGAGUCUGGACUAG
Fraxinus pennsylvanica is the source of this 4518-nucleotide messenger RNA. Lineage: Eukaryota; Viridiplantae; Streptophyta; Magnoliopsida; Lamiales; Oleaceae. The record is from the annotation of a GenBank genome assembly.